Photinus pyralis (common eastern firefly) is the source of this 2506-nucleotide messenger RNA. RefSeq names its product heparan-sulfate 6-O-sulfotransferase 2 (gene Hs6st). Bases 145 to 1428 code for a protein of 427 amino acids. NCBI's taxonomy places the organism in Eukaryota, Metazoa, Arthropoda, Insecta, Coleoptera, Lampyridae. Gene Ontology annotation, cellular component: membrane. The record is from RefSeq and is a predicted model, not a curated record. The transcript is spliced from 3 exons. Gene Ontology annotation, molecular function: heparan sulfate 6-sulfotransferase activity.
UUUUUGAGGUUGUGUUUUCGUUUUCGGUUUUUGUGGUUCUGAUUCUGACAUAUCAAACGACUCAACUUUUGAGGUUUUGUUGAUAUUAUGUUUUCGUUUAAUUGUUGAAUUAAAUACGCUAUUUUUGCAAUAAUGUUUUAAAUAAUGAAGGAUCUCAAGAGUGUAUCAGUUCAAGCAAUCGACAGCGAUAUCGCUUUGCUGUUACCAUCAGGAGUGUAUGAAAUCAAACCAAUGGAACCGAAAUCGAGGUUGAAAAGUGUAGCUUUUUUUUGUGUAGCUUUAGCAUUAUCUGGCAUAGUGGGUUUCGGAUAUUUUUGCCCAGACAGGGUGUGUGCUUUAUCGAAACGUGAUCUUAUGAUUUCUCCGGCAGCUAUAAGUGACGGUAUGGGGAAGCCGUUGUCUCAUUUAAAUAGCAAAAACGGUUUAAGCUACGAUGAAAUGAUUAAUGAUGAAUUUGCUUUCGAUAUGGAUUCACAUGAUGUCAUGGUAUUUCUACACAUGCAAAAAACUGGUGGUACCUCUUUCGGAAAACACUUGGUCCACGACUUAGAUUUAAAACGACCCUGUACCUGCCCGAUCGUGAGAAAACGCUGCUAUUGCUUCCGGCCACAUUCCAAUCAGAGUUGGUUGUUUAGUAGAUACACGACAGGUUGGAAAUGCGGACUACACGCGGACUGGACCGAACUCACGAGCUGCGUCGACGAGAAACUGGACGAAAUGGAGGGUCACAUCGCCAGGCGGCGAUACUUUUACAUCACUUUACUUAGAGAACCCGUCGCUAGGUAUCUAUCGGAAUAUAGGCAUGUACAACGUGGCGCCACCUGGAAGGCCGCCAGACACUACUGUAGUGGUCGAUCGGCCACAUCCGAAGAAUUGCCACAGUGUUUCGACUCUGAAACCUGGGAAGGUGUAAGUCUCGACGAGUUUAUGGCUUGCGAAGCUAAUUUGGCUUCGAAUAGGCAGACGCGCAUGUUGUCUGAUCUAGAAUUAGUGGGAUGUUAUAAUAGCGAUUACAUGCCGAAGGCGGAAAGAGAUAGGGUAAUGCUGGCGAGCGCGAAAAAGAAUUUGGCGUCCAUGUCUUACUUUGGCCUAACCGAAUUUCAAAAAAUCUCCCAGUACAUUUUCGAGGAAACGUUUAACUUGCGUUUUGCGAUCCCAUUCGAACAAAAUAACGCCACCGUCUCGAGUUCCACCAUCACGACUUUAUCGUCACAGCAGGCAGCUCGAAUUGCUCAUCUUAACGCCUUGGAUCUCGAACUGUACGACUUUGCGAAAAAAUUACUGUUCGAAAGAUUCAAUAAGUUAAAAGCUAGAGACGCAAAUUUUGGGCAACGGUUUAAGCAUCUAGGCGAGCUGCCAUUUAAAAAUGGUGUAACCGAGUUCGAUUGGGACAAAUUAAGCGAUGAUACAACUGACGGCACAAUUUAAUUAUUUAGUUGUGAAAGGCAACUUUAGUUGUUUUGUUAAUGCACAUAACAAUAGAUUUCCAGUAUUUAAACACCUAGAACGCUAUUGUUGCCGAAUGUUUGUAAAUUGAUCUCAACAAGCAAAGCUUAACCUGAUGAGACUAUUUCCGACUGUACACAAUUUGUCCAACGUCCAAAUCUUAAUGAUAACGUAGUUUUUUUUUAUUACCAAAGAUUGUAAGUAUAUGUGUUAAUAGAUCUGGAAAUUCAUUUUUUUUACGGAACCGGAUUUUUUAUGAAUCUUUUCUGGAAAGUGUAGGCACAUUUUUUGAACUGAGGGCAUUUGGAUGAUUCUAUUUAACAAUAACCGUUUAGUUUAACCCGAUCUUAUUGAAAGUGAUUCACUCUGGCACCUCGCCUGUCACUUUCUUACAGAAACUCAUGUUUCUGUCAAGUAUAGAAAAAUACAGAACACUCAAAAUAGUAACUCACUAGCGCAAACUGCUUCUCAUACAGAUUUCUCAAAGCAGUUGUAAUGUAAAAUAAGCUCUUUUCUACUCCACACCAAAAAAUGCGAAGUAGCUGUAAAUUUGGUUACAAGGGUCCUGGGUUCGAAUCCCAGGUACGACAAGGCUGGUUGUGAUUGUAUUAGUAGGUUGAGUAGGGAGAGUAGAUGGUUGUGUUAGCUAACUCUUUUCUCACCAUAAAAAUCAAAUAAAUUCGAAAACUGCUUGAGAUUGCCAAAUUUUGUUUACGCUAGUGAUGAAUUGCCCCAGUGACUUUCUCAUAAAAUUUGAGUCCUGAGGAAGAUGGUCAGUAUUUUAUUUUGGAACACUGAAUGAAGAUGAAAAAUACACCUAAUUAAUGUCAUGUCACUUACCGCACGCUUUCCGGAAAAUGUUUGUAGAAAUCCAGAUUGGUUCCUUUUGCUUAUCAAAUUUGAAAUAAUGAACUGUUAUAGAUUAUAAGUAGGUACUCAUUUUGAUCAUGAACAAUUUUAUCGGACACGGUAGGCCUAAACGUAGAAUUCGCUGUGAACUGAAAAUUGCACAUUAUCUCGUGAAUGGUGUAUACAUCGAAAACUUCGUCUUACCAUACGG